Cuculus canorus (common cuckoo) is the source of this 1117-nucleotide messenger RNA. RefSeq names its product sulfotransferase 1 family member D1-like. Gene Ontology annotation, molecular function: sulfotransferase activity. Bases 118 to 996 code for a protein of 292 amino acids. Gene Ontology annotation, biological process: sulfation. The record is from RefSeq and is a predicted model, not a curated record. Gene Ontology annotation, cellular component: cytoplasm. The transcript has 7 exons. Lineage: Eukaryota; Metazoa; Chordata; Aves; Cuculiformes; Cuculidae.
UUGCCCAAAUGGGGCGCUGCCCUGGGUACAGUCCCAUCACAGGAUCCAGCUGGUCCUGAAGUUGCGGCAGUUUCCAGCAGAGAAGACAGCCAGCAUCACAGGGACCUGCCAUCAGCCAUGGGGAAGCAAGAUGUGGUCAAGGAGGAGCUGGGCAUGCUGCAUGGUAUCCCUCUCUACAAGUCCUUCAUUGAGGGCUGGCCACAGGUGAAGGCUUUCCAAGCCCGGCCAGAUGACCUGCUCAUCUCCACCUACCCUAAAUCAGGCACAACAUGGCUGAGCGAGAUCCUGGACAUGAUCUACCAUGACGGUGAUGUGGAGAAGUGCCGACGGGAUGCCAUCUACAAUCGGGUGCCUUUCCUGGAACUGAAGGCUCCUGGGGUACCAAGUGGUGUUGAGCUGCUGGAGAAAACCCCAUCCCCACGGCUAGUGAAGACUCAUCUCCCAGUCCAGCUCCUCCCAACCUCUUUCUGGGACAAGGACUGCAAGAUUAUCUACGUGGCCCGUAAUCCCAAGGAUGUUGUAAUAUCCUACUACUACUUCUACCAGAUGGCCAAGAUGCACCCCGACCCUGGCACUUUGUGCGAGUUCCUGGAGACCUUCAUGGCUGGCAAAGUGGCCUAUGGGUCUUGGUAUGAGCACGUGCAGGGCUGGUGGAAGAAGAAGCAGGAGAAGAAGCUCCUCUACCUCUUCUAUGAGGACAUGAAGAAGGACCCACGGCAGGAGGUGCAGAAGAUCCUGCAGUUCCUGGGCAAGGAGGUGGCAGAGGAGACAGUGGCGAGGAUCCUCCAUCACACCUCCUUCCAGGAGAUGAAGAAGAACCCUGCUGCCAACUAUGAGACCAUGCCCACCACCCUGAUGGAUCACAACCUCUCCCCAUUCCUCCGAAAAGGGAUCUCUGGGGACUGGAAGAACCACUUCACUGUGGCCCAGAAUGAGCUCUUUGACCAGCACUACCGGGAGCACAUGGCAGGCUCUGACCUCCACUUCCAGAUGUAGGCGUAAGGGUCUCAUCCCUCUUCCUGAUGGAGUUCUACUUCUCUCCACACCCCUAGCAGAGAGGAUGGGUCUGGACAGAACAUCCCCACACUGGUUUUCUUUCCCCCUUGCAAUAAAUUGA